AUGGCGACACCUCUGCUCGUGCAGCGCACAGCUGCAUUCGUCAAGCAGCAGCUCCAGUCCAACGACGCGUCGCACGACUGGAGCCACAUUCAGCGUGUCUGGACGCUCGCGCAAUCGCUGGCAAAGGAAGAGUGCGUGUCCGAAGAGGGUCUGGAGGUUGUCGAUCUGGCUGCGUUGCUGCACGACAUGGACGACUGGAAGUACCAGAGCGACCGAGAGAAGCCCACGACGCGAGCUGCGGCGUUCCUGGAGUCGGAGCACGUACCACGUGACAAGAUUGAGCGCGUGAUGGCCAUCAUCGACACGAUGGGGUUCAAAGAAGAGCUUGCAGGCAACCGACAGCACCCGUACUCGAUUGAGUAUGGCUGCGUCCAGGACGCUGAUCGACUGGAUGCGAUCGGAGCUAUUGGAAUCGCGCGCUGUUUCACGUACGGGGGCUCCAAGCGACGACCGCUCUACGAUGCGGAUGUCCUUCCCACGACGAGCAUGACGAAGGAGCAGUACAUGGACCCGACCCGUGCGAACACCACGAUCAACCAUUUCUACGAGAAACUGCUCAAGCUGCGCAGUCUGAUGAAGACGGACGCAGGAAGGCGACUGGCGGCUGAACGCCACGCUUUCAUGGAGACGUUCCUCGCCCAGUUCCACAACGAGUGCAGCGGGAGGGGAUAG
Molecule: messenger RNA, 672 nt
Organism: Hyaloperonospora brassicae
Lineage: Eukaryota; Oomycota; Peronosporomycetes; Peronosporales; Peronosporaceae
Source: the annotation of a GenBank genome assembly